AUGAAGAGGCGACUCGCUCGCGACGACCGAUUGAGCGAGUUGUACGUCGGGUUCAUGCGAACCUACGAGGACCUCGGACACAUGGUUCGCGCGGAUGCUGCGCCUGGAGGUCGGACAAGUUACCUGCCUCACCACGGAGUCCUGCGGGAGGCAAGUUCGACUACCAAGUUGCGCGUAGUGUUCAACGGGUCCACGACGACUGCGUCUGGCGAGUCGCUGAAUCGGAGCCUGCUGGUGGGCCCGAAUCUGCUGCCUCCUCUCGCCGACGUCCUGCUGAAAUGGCGACGACAUCGCUACGUCCUCGCCACGGACGUGGAAAAAAUGUUUCGCCAGAUCCUGGUCCACUCAGAGGACCACAAUCUCCAGCGCAUCCUUUGGCGGUGCAGCACCCGGGAUGAAGUGGCGGAGUUCUGCUUGACGACCGUGACAUACGGUCUAGCGUGUGCGCCUUUCCUGGCCAUGCGCACUCUGCGCCAGCUGGCCGACGACGAGGCGGAGAGCUAUCCCCUGGGAUCCCGCGCUCUCCGCGAGGACGCCUACAUGGAUGACGUCCUGACGGGCGCACCGACCAAGAAGAGGCUAUCGAGCUCCGGCGACAGCUGA
Messenger RNA from Solenopsis invicta (red fire ant), 603 nucleotides. RefSeq lists its product as uncharacterized. The record is from RefSeq and is a predicted model, not a curated record. The coding region runs from base 1 to 603 and encodes 200 amino acids. NCBI's taxonomy places the organism in Eukaryota, Metazoa, Arthropoda, Insecta, Hymenoptera, Formicidae. The transcript has a single exon.